This is a messenger RNA of Onychomys torridus (southern grasshopper mouse), 2500 nucleotides long. It is a transcript of the gene Slc2a4, whose product is annotated as solute carrier family 2 member 4. Gene Ontology annotation, biological process: cellular response to insulin stimulus; D-glucose transmembrane transport. The transcript is spliced from 11 exons. The coding region runs from base 177 to 1706 and encodes 509 amino acids. Gene Ontology annotation, cellular component: membrane. Lineage: Eukaryota; Metazoa; Chordata; Mammalia; Rodentia; Cricetidae. The record is from RefSeq and is a predicted model, not a curated record.
GAGAGCCCUGGUGCUCUCCGGCUCCUUGGCUUGUGGCAGUGGGUCCCACCAGACCCGCCCUGUGCACAUCACUUCGGGACGCCAGGGUCUUCUCCUUCUGCCCUCCAGGCCGGGGCCAGACACCCCAUUCCUUUUUCUUACUGCAGUGCCUGGGUCUUCCGUUCUUCUAAAACAAGAUGCCGUCGGGUUUCCAGCAGAUCGGCUCUGAAGAUGGGGAACCCCCUCGGCAGCGAGUGACGGGGACACUGGUCCUUGCUGUGUUCUCAGCUGUACUUGGUUCCCUUCAGUUUGGCUACAACAUUGGGGUCAUCAACGCCCCACAGAAGGUGAUUGAACAGAGCUACAAUGCAACAUGGCUGGGGAGGCAGGGUCCUGGGGGACCCAAUUCCAUCCCACAGGGCACUCUCACUACACUCUGGGCUCUCUCUGUGGCCAUCUUUUCUGUGGGCGGCAUGAUCUCUUCGUUUCUUGUCGGCGUCAUUUCUCAAUGGUUGGGAAGGAAGAGGGCUAUGCUGGCCAACAAUGUCUUGGCAGUGCUGGGGGGCACCCUCAUGGGCCUCGCCAAUGCCGCCGCUUCCUAUGAGCUGCUUAUUCUUGGACGGUUCCUCAUCGGCGCUUACUCAGGGCUAACAUCAGGGUUGGUGCCUAUGUAUGUGGGAGAAAUCGCCCCCACUCAUCUUCGGGGUGCUCUGGGAACACUCAAUCAAUUGGCCAUCGUCAUUGGCAUUCUGAUUGCCCAGGUGUUGGGCUUGGAGUCUCUGCUGGGCACGGCUGCCCUGUGGCCACUGCUGCUGGCUCUCACAGUGCUUCCUGCCCUCCUGCAGCUGAUUCUCCUGCCCUUCUGUCCUGAGAGCCCCAGAUACCUUUACAUCAUCCGGAACCUGGAGGGGCCUGCCCGAAAGAGUCUGAAGCGCCUGACGGGCUGGGCCGACGUGUCUGACGCACUGGCUGAGCUGAAGGAUGAGAAGCGGAAGUUAGAGAGAGAGCGGCCCAUGUCCCUGCUCCAGCUCCUGGGCAGCCGCACCCACCGGCAGCCUCUGCUCAUUGCAGUUGUGCUGCAGCUGAGCCAGCAGCUCUCGGGCAUCAACGCUGUUUUCUACUAUUCAACAAGCAUCUUCGAGUCAGCUGGGGUAGGACAGCCAGCCUACGCCACCAUCGGAGCUGGUGUGGUCAACACCGUCUUCACGUUGGUCUCGGUGCUCUUAGUAGAACGGGCCGGGCGACGGACACUCCAUCUCCUGGGCCUGGCAGGCAUGUGUGGCUGUGCCAUCUUGAUGACUGUGGCUCUGCUUCUGCUGGAACGGGUUCCAGCCAUGAGCUAUGUCUCCAUCGUGGCCAUAUUUGGCUUUGUGGCCUUCUUUGAGAUUGGCCCUGGCCCCAUCCCCUGGUUCAUUGUGGCCGAGCUCUUCAGCCAAGGACCCCGCCCAGCAGCCAUGGCUGUCGCUGGUUUCUCCAACUGGACAUGUAACUUCAUCGUUGGCAUGGGUUUCCAGUAUGUUGCGGAUGCUAUGGGUCCCUAUGUCUUCCUUCUGUUUGCUGCCCUCCUGCUUGGCUUCUUCAUCUUCACCUUCCUCAAAGUGCCUGAAACCAGAGGCCGGACGUUUGACCAGAUCUCCGCCGCCUUCCGCCGGACACCUUCCCUCUUAGAGCAGGAGGUGAAACCCAGCACAGAACUUGAGUACUUAGGGCCAGAUGAGAAUGACUGAGGGCAAGGCAGGGUGGGAGAGCCACCCUCUACAGCCCCACAGACCCCUCCUCUCAACAGCCCUUUAGCCCUCUUUUCCCGUUUCCUCCAGGAUGGAGGAAACUGCAGCCUGCAGAACUGGGAAGCCAAGGGAAGGGGUGGUUCAAGUACCCCCUCAUUCCCCUCCGGUGACUCUUUUGGAUUAUUUAUGUGUUGUGGCUAGGCUCUGGCCACCCGGUGGGCUAUCCUCCUCUCCUGCCUUUCUCCUGCCCCUACCCAGACUCAGCCGCAGAAAACUUCUGUUCCCUUUAGAAAGGGGAGAGCCUUUCUAAAGCUCAGCCGGAUGAGCAGGAGUGGCCAUCAGAGUUGUGAUUUCCUUCCAACUGUGACUCCGCCUACAAUUUGGCAGUUCCCCUGAAUUCUUGCCACAUAGACUCUAGGUGAAGGGGGGUUCUGUCUUGACCCCUCCAGGGCAAAGGACACACCCUCCCAAAGUCUAGCCGGUCCCUGUAGGCUCCACCUUCCAGGGCAAAGGAACUCAACAGUAUAUACCUGAACAUGGCAAGGUGCAGUAAUGGCAAGUGUCAGUCUCUAGACUGGGGGCUAGCCUGCUGUUUCCCAGGGCUGCCGAGCGUGGGCACCAGCUCUUUCUUGUUCCCCUCCAGGAAGGGUGCUAGACCCGAAAGCUUUUGACCAACUAAAGGCAAGAGGGGAUUUGAAAGGCUGUCUGUAUAAACACUGGUUGGGAGGAAGCCUUUGGAUAUUUUUGUAUGUUUUAAAUGGGUAGGGAGCAGAAUCCCAAGGGCUGCUGUAUUA